AAUCAAGAUCUUGAUAAAUAUUAUGAUUUGAAACAAAAAGUAGAUUCAAAGAAGUCAUUUGAAGGCUUCCUUUACUUACAGUUCAAUUCGGCUUUUCGUGCGUUUAAAUCAAUCCGAGAAGAAGUGAAUUUAACUCUAAGCUGGCCAAUGCCCCCGGCUAUGGUGAACGCUGCCUACGAGCCCACACAGAACUCCAUCACAAUUCCGGCCGGAAUUUUAAAGACACCAUUUUUUGACAGUCAAAGACCUGCUGUAUUAAACUAUGGCGCUAUUGGAUUGGUUGUCGGACACGAAAUGACUCACGGAUUUGAUGACGAGGGAAGUCAAUUCGACUUAAAGGGAAAUCUCAAGAAUUGGUGGACAAAAGAAAUUCAUGAAAAGUUUGAUGAAAAGGCCAAUUGUUUUAUAACUGAAUACUCGGCUGAAUACGUGCCUGAAGUGAAAAUGCAUUUGAACGGCAAGAAUACCGUCGGAGAGAAUAUCGCAGACAAUGGAGGGAUGAGAGAGUCUUACCGCGCGUUUCAGGCAUACGUCCAAAAACAUGGUCAACCCAAACGUCUUCCACACGUUUGGUGUAGUCUUUGGAGACCCGAGGCAUUGAAGACCCAAAUUGAGUACAACCCUCACAGUCCCGGCAAAUACAGAGUCAAUGUUCCCGUCUCUAACUUUAAGGCCUUUUCCGAUGCCUACAAAUGCGGUCCACAAACACGAAUGAACCGAAAAGACAAAUGUAUUUUGUGGUGAAAUACAAUAUUUCUAUAAUAUUCUGUAAUAAUAUUAUAAUAAAUUUAAUAUUUUUAAAACCAAAAA
This is a messenger RNA of Oppiella nova, 810 nucleotides long. The record is from the annotation of a GenBank genome assembly. Lineage: Eukaryota; Metazoa; Arthropoda; Arachnida; Sarcoptiformes; Oppiidae.